Messenger RNA from Echinops telfairi (small Madagascar hedgehog), 3714 nucleotides. It is a transcript of the gene APLP2, whose product is annotated as amyloid beta precursor like protein 2. Gene Ontology annotation, cellular component: membrane. Gene Ontology annotation, biological process: axonogenesis; central nervous system development. The coding region runs from base 74 to 2359 and encodes 761 amino acids. NCBI's taxonomy places the organism in Eukaryota, Metazoa, Chordata, Mammalia, Afrosoricida, Tenrecidae. Gene Ontology annotation, molecular function: heparin binding; serine-type endopeptidase inhibitor activity; transition metal ion binding. The record is from RefSeq and is a predicted model, not a curated record. The transcript has 18 exons.
UGGGUCGCGGCGGGGGAAGCGCUCUCAGCUGCUUUGAGUUUGGGAGCGCUCCGCUAGCGCUACCGGCGAGGGGAUGGCGGUGACCCGGACCGCAACCACCGCGGCCAUGGGCAGGCUUCUGGUCCUACUGCUGCUUGGACUCACGGCGCCCGCCGCGGCGCUGGCUGGCUAUAUCGAGGCUCUUGCAGCCAAUGCUGGAACAGGAUUUGCUGUUGCUGAGCCGCAGAUUGCCAUGUUUUGUGGGAAGUUAAAUAUGCAUGUGAACAUUCAGACUGGGAAGUGGGAACCUGACCCAACAGGCACAAAAAGUUGCUUUGGAACAAAAGAAGAAGUUCUUCAGUACUGUCAGGAGAUGUAUCCAGAGCUGCAGAUCACAAAUGUUAUGGAAGCAAACCAACCCAUUAGUGUUGACAAUUGGUGCCGGAGGGACAAGAAACAGUGCAAGAGUCACAUUGUUACACCUUUUAAGUGUCUGGUGGGUGAAUUUGUAAGUGAUGUUCUGCUAGUUCCAGAAAAGUGCCAGUUUUCCCACAAAACGCAGAUGGAGGUGUGUGAAAACCACCAACAUUGGCACACUGUCGUCAAGGAGGCAUGUCUGACGCAGGGGAUGGCCUUAUAUAGUUACGGCAUGCUGUUGCCAUGUGGGGUGGACCAGUUCCAUGGCAUUGAGUAUGUGUGCUGUCCUCCAACAAAGAUUGUUGAAUCCACUAUCUCCAAAGAGGAGGAGGAAGAGGAAGAGGAUGAUGACUAUGAUAUUUAUAAAAGUGAAUUUCCUACUGAAGCCAAUUUGGAAGACUUCACAGAAGCAGCUGUUGAUGAGGAUGACGAUGAAGAUGAUGAUGAGGAAGAAGAGGGGGAGGAGGAAGCUGUGGAAGACCGUGAUUACUACUAUGACACUUUUAAAGGGGAUGAAUACAAUGAGGAGAACCCAACCGAGCCCAGCAGUGAUGGGAUCAUUUCAGAAAAGGAAAUUACCCACGAUGUGAAAGCUGUCUGCUCCCAGGAGGCGAUGACGGGGCCCUGCCGGGCCGUGAUGCCUCGUUGGUACUUCGACCUCUCCAAGGGAAAGUGCGUGCGCUUUAUAUAUGGCGGCUGCGGAGGCAACAGGAACAAUUUUGAGUCUGAGGAUUAUUGUAUGGCUGUGUGUAAGAUGAUGAUUCCCCCAACUCCUCUGCCCACCAAUGAUGUUGAUGUGUACUUCGAGACCUCAACAGAUGAUAAUGAGCAUGCUCGCUUCCAGAAGGCUAAGGAGCAGCUGGAAAUUCGGCACCGCAACCGAAUGGACAGGGUAAAGAAGGAAUGGGAAGAGGCAGAACUUCAAGCUAAGAACCUCCCUAAAGCAGAGAGACAGACUCUCAUUCAGCACUUCCAGGCGAUGGUCAAAGUUCUAGAGAAGGAAGCGGCUAGUGAGAAACAGCAGCUGGUGGAAACUCACCUGGCCCGGGUGGAAGCUAUGCUGAACGACCGCCGCCGCAUGGCUCUGGAGAACUACCUGGCGGUCUUGCAGUCUGAUCCACCACGACCCCACCGCAUCCUCCAGGCUUUGCGGCGCUAUGUCCGUGCUGAGAACAAGGACCGCCUGCAUACCAUCCGCCAUUACCAGCAUGUGUUGGCUGUGGACCCAGAGAAGGCAGCCCAGAUGAAAUCCCAGGUGGUGACACAUCUCCACGUGAUCGAAGAAAGACGGAAUCAGAGCCUCUCCCUCCUCUACAAGGUUCCUUACGUGGCCCAAGAGAUCCAAGAAGAAAUUGAUGAGCUACUUCAGGAGCAGCGUGCCGACAUGGACCAGUUCACUGCCUCCAUCUCAGAGACUCCCAUGGACGUCCGGGUGAGCUCCGAGGAGAGUGACGAGAUGCCGCCUUUCCACUCCUUCCGCCCCUUGCCGCCCUUACCUGAGAGUGAAGACUCUCAGCCGGAGUUGUACCACCCAGUGAAGAAAGGCUCUGGAGCUGGAGAGCAGGAAGGGAGACUGAUAGGUGCCGAGGAGAAAGUGAUUAACAGCAAGAAUGAAGUGGAUCAGCACCUGGUCAUUGGCGAAACACUGGAUGUUAAGGAGAUUUUCAACACAGAGAGGGUCGGAGGCCUUGUGGAAGAGCCAGUGGAAUCUGUGGGGCCACUGCGGGAGGAUUUCAGUCUGAGCAGCAGUGCCCUCAUUGGCUUACUGGUGAUCGCCGUGGCCGUCGCUACAGUCAUAGUCAUCAGUCUGGUGCUGCUGAGGAAGAGACAGUACGGCACCAUCAGCCAUGGCAUCGUGGAGGUUGACCCAAUGCUCACCCCGGAAGAGCGUCAUUUGAACAAGAUGCAGAACCAUGGUUAUGAAAACCCAACCUACAAAUACCUGGAGCAGAUGCAGAUUUAACUGAGCCAGAGAGACGUGUGCACUCCUGGUCGGAAUGGGGUGGUGCAAGUGGGCCAAAAGGGGUCCUGCAUUUUGGAUCGACUACUGACCAACAGUUGCUUGCAGAGAAUUUCAUCUUACAUUCAGAACUCCUGGGUCAUUAAGACUAUAAAAUACUACUGUAGAAUUACAACUUCCAUUCUUUUAAAUGGGUGAUAAAUGUUAAUAUAACAAUAUAUGAUAUAUGAAACUUAAAUGAGAAAAUGGUCUAUUGCAGAUAUUUCACUGAUGUGUAGUGUCCUUUUUUAAAGUUAAUCAGAGGUCCCAGUUUUAUUGUACUAUCGCACACAUGCGCUCUAUAGAAAUGGAAGAUGUUCCAAUUGCAUUGUAUAAAUCAAGAGUUUCAGGCUCACUUGGCUACCCUGAUUUUUAUUUCAAAACACUAAAACAGCAGUAUUCCCUCUUGAAGCGAGUUUCCGACACUAGCUGAGAAAUAGGGCACGGGAAUUGAGCAGGAAGCGCAUCAUGACACUCUCUCGGUGAUUUGGAAGGACCCGUUUCUUGGAGUCCGGUGCUUGCACUGCUGGGUGAUGUGGCAUCUCCAGACCCAUGUCUUGUCCCCGAAGAAUUGGAAGACGUUUCUUUCCAGCACCUUCUAGUGAGCCUCGUGUGCAGAUUAGGGUGUCCACCACUGCUGUCCUUCUUAAUCCGAUUCUUCCACAGAAACUAGCCUGUAGUUGUGUAUGGCAUUCUUCCACUCUUCAUCACGGAGCCCCCAUAAGCAGUGUUCCAGUGUGAUGUCUUUUUGGUUUGUUUUUUGCCCGCCCCCCCACCCCCACCCCUCUUUGGGCAUUUCCCUCCAAAGGCACUGACUGCCCACCCCACCCUCGUUUGUAUUCUUAAGUCUGUGUCCUCCUCCCCCUUGUCACCUCUUUCCCUGCCGCCUACUCAGACUCGCUGAGUAGCUGCCGAUGGCCCGUAAGGGAACAUGGGGCGGUUUGCUUUCCUUUGAAAAGGGCCUUCCAAGGCGGACGGGAAACCAGUCUGCCAGCACUGCGGAAAGCUGAAUGCUUCAUUGCCUUCGCAGGGUCUAGAAAUGCUGCUCUUGUUGCCCUGGAUGCUCAAAGCUAUUCUUUGGUUGUUUUUUGUUUUGUUUUGUUUUUGUUUGUUUGUUUGUUUUUUGGGGGGAGCAGCGGCUGAAGGUUCUGGUAAUGUGUUUGUUUUCUUGUGACUGUUUUUAUUUCCUCCUCCUCCCCCCUCUGGUCCCACCCAUGUCUCUUCCCACUAUGCACAGAUUGAAUUUCACUCACCAACUCCUUAAUACGAUUUGUGGAGAAUGUACCGUUUAAACACAUCAAUAAAUACUUUAACUUCCA